Messenger RNA from Seminavis robusta, 1416 nucleotides. The record is from the annotation of a GenBank genome assembly. NCBI's taxonomy places the organism in Eukaryota, Bacillariophyta, Bacillariophyceae, Naviculales, Naviculaceae.
AUGGAGAAGGAUUCGAAUAUGAGCAGGAUGGAGGAGGGAGAGGUAGUUGGCAGUAGUACAGGAAGAUGCGGGGACCCCCGAACUGCAAACCCGAAAAGGCUCCAGAGCAGUGCUCGCAGCAUGAGCAUGAAGAUUGUGCGACAACAAUCAUGCUUGGAAGUAGUUGAAAUCGACAACACAUUUUGUCGUUAUCAGAAGCGUGUUACCAUUGCCUGUGAUGAUGAGUUGUACAUGCGAGAGACAUCUAUGAACCACAUCCGAUUGUCGGUAGGUCUAUACAAAGGGUUUCCAUUGGCACAGUCUUUGCUCAAAGGAUCUCCUGCAAGGGAACGGAUUUUGAAAGAGCACGGCAUCAAACAGACGGACCAUAUCAAGGGGACUGAUGGUUGGAUGAAGAGUAUGUGUGCAUGGGAACCUCGAGCCAUUGAUAACUUUCUUGUUCCAUGGAUGAUUGUAACUGCCAAUGCCCUGGUCACAACCUUGCUAAACGAAGUUGGUGGUGUGAGUUUCAAUUAUGAAGCCUUGGGCCAUUGGGAUACUGUGUACUCCUUAGUCCUCAAGACAAGUCUGGCAUUCCUGUUGGUCUUCCGGCUCAAUCGCUGUGCUGUCCGGUACUGGGAAACAAGGACCAUGUGGGGGAAUGUUACACGAGUUAGCCGCUCCUUGGCCAGUGCCAUCUUGACACACUGUGGAGAUCAGCCCCACUAUCGAGACCAAGCGAUUCGUUGGACGGGGGCCUACUGUGUGGCCUGCAUGCACUUUAUUCGCCGAGAAACAAAGAUCCCCUCUGCAGAACUGGCUGGUUUCCUGAAGCGACCCGAGUUGGACCAGAUUGAACAUGCCGAGCAUGCACCCCUGUUUGUGGCCAGCCAAAUUCGAUACUAUUUGCGCAAGACUUUGGCAGUGGAUGCUUCUACACCUGCUGGUGUGGCAUAUGCCAGGGUGACCCAUAUGAACUACAUGUCAUCAUUGAUUGAUAUUCUGAUUGAGCAGAUUUCAGGAAUGGAACGCAUCCGCUCAACACCACUUCCGGUUGUCUAUACGUCUCAUCUACGCACCUUCCUCUUUGUCUACAUGAUGUUUCUUCCGUACAUUUGGGUCCACGAAUGGGCUUGGGGAACUGUCAUUUUGGUGUCCUUCACUGCCUUUGCUCUCUUUGGUAUUGAAGGCGCAUCUAGUGAGGUUGAGAUCCCAUUCAACAAGCACAGGCCCAAUCAUUUGGCUUUGGAUGCUUAUUGUGUCACAAUCCUGGACAAUAUCCAGAACCUUGUCAUCCAUGAGGCCAAUCUGGUCUUGCAAGAACAGCAAAACGCAGAAGACGACUUGGAGCAGCAACAACUCUACGGUGUCAAGGAAUGCAAAGAUGACCAGUCUCUCAACCGCAGUGUGAGCUGGGGCGAUGUUGCAAAUGCAUAG